Molecule: messenger RNA, 7921 nt
Organism: Phascolarctos cinereus (koala)
Lineage: Eukaryota; Metazoa; Chordata; Mammalia; Diprotodontia; Phascolarctidae
Source: RefSeq, a predicted model, not a curated record
UUUAUUCAAAUUGUAUAGCACACACUUUUAGAACAUUUUUUCUACCAAAGAUGUACAUAUUUCUUCAACAGAAAAGGAUUAAAAAUAAAUAUGGGUGGGUGGUUUUAGAGACAGUGAAAUAGGAUAAGAAGAUCAGAGUAUGUGUGUGGGGGAACCAAUCUUAAGGACUGACCUGGGGUGAUUAUAAAAGAUGAACUCAGUAAAAGGUCUUGGGCAUCUAGUCAUUCUUUUAUAAAGAAGCAGCCAGUGUUUCCCCUUCUUGGGUUUAGUGAAUAGGUGUAUAAGUUCCAAUCAAUUGAAUGAAACUUUUUGGGUGAUUUUGAACUAACAUUGUGCCCCACUUCUAGAGUGGGAGAGCUCUAACAGUACCUAACAGGUACUUGAUCAUACAAGUGAGCCUUAGAGAAAUCCAUCUGGGUUGGGGUUGGAGAUUCACGAGAAACUGAAAACUCACCUCCUCUAGGAAAUCUUCCCAAAUUAAACUCAUCUGAUUAUGACCACUCUUCUCCGUGUCCUCUUCAGCUCUUGAAUACUCAGUUAUACUUAUUUAUUUGUUCCAGUUUUUACAAAGCAUUUUUCUCAUGUAUGUGUACUCUGCCUCUUGAAUAAUAUUAUAAUAUUCCUGGAUGACAACUUAUUGGUCCAGGACUUCUCAGAGGGUAGAGACAUCUCCACUAUUAUUUAGGCCUUAGAAAAAGUGGGGGAGGAAACCAAUCAAAUCAACUGCUAGCAAAGACAACUCUGGCAGCGUUGUUCAUCCCAGAGUACGUAAAUUUGUAUUGAUUUAUCAUAUGGUACUUCAACGUAACCUUCAAUCAGGACUUCUUGGGGUCCACCUAGAUCUUUUGAUUCCCCUCUCAAAAAAACCUCCUCUGGAAAGCCCUCCAGGACUGGCCAGCGACAACAGUAUCUCUGGGGCAGUUUUGGCCAUCCCCCCAGGUUGACCUCUCAAGCCACUCUGCCCCCACCUCAAGAACGAGGCUGAUUGCCCACCCCCCAAGUCGGAGGCUCUUAAACCUCGUCCUCUGAACCCCCCAGCUCAAGGUUCUUUCAUCCCUGCCCCAACAACGCUAUCUUCUUCAGCCAACGGACUUCCUGACAGAGACUGGGCCUGGCGCAGGCCAAACAGCCCAAGGCAGCCCCCCUACAUCCUCCCCGGCCACAACAGUGACGUGAUGGAGCAGCGGUGACGACAUAGUGACGUAAGGUGACGUAAGGGCAGGGCGGGCUAUCAGCCACGCCCCCCGGGGGGGUCUCGACCUAUCCCGGGGCCACAGGGGUACAAGCGCUGGGCGGCGGGGCCACAGCCAGCUCUGGGGGCGUUCGGCUCGGCGCCCGCCGCUCCGGAACCUUAAUCGGCGCUCGGCUGCGCUGGGCCUCUAGCGGUUGCUAAGUGACGCCAGCGCGCAGCUGGCGCGGGCGCGGCCACGGAGCUGUGCGUGGGAGCGGGCGCGCGCCGCGGCGACGACGACGGCGACGACGGCGAGCGCAGCGGCGGCAGCGGCGGCGACCUGGGAGCCAAGUGGUCGGAAGAGGCGGCGGCCGUGGUGGUUGCGUCUCUGAGAAACGUUGUCGGGGUUCAUCCUUAGUUUGGAUCCACAUGGGUUCUAUUGACUUCGUGAAUCCCACAAAGUGGCAGAUCAGUGAAUACUGUCUGUUCUACAAAAUGAGCAACAGCCAUCCACUCCGCCCCUACACUGCGGUGGGAGAAAUCGAUCAUGUGCAUAUCUUGUCUGAAAAUAUUGGUGCCUUGUUAAAUGGGGAAGAAUAUGGUGAUGUCACGUUUAUAGUGGAAAAGACACGUUUUCCAGCCCACAGAGUGAUUCUAGCUGCCAGGUGCCACUAUUUUCGAGCAUUAUUAUAUGGUGGAAUGCGAGAGUCUCAGCCUGAAGCAGAAAUCCCUCUCCAAGAUACCACUGCAGAGGCAUUUACCAUGUUACUUAAAUACAUCUACACAGGACGGGCGACGCUGACAGAUGAGAAGGAGGAGGUGCUGCUGGACUUCCUGAGCCUAGCUCAUAAAUAUGGAUUUCCUGAGCUGGAGGAUUCAACCUCUGAGUAUCUCUGCACCAUACUUAACAUUCAGAAUGUCUGCAUGACUUUUGAUGUUGCUAGUCUCUACUUGCUUCCAAAGCUCACAUGUAUGUGCUGUAUGUUUAUGGACAGAAACGCUCAGGAGGUACUUUCCAGUGAAGGUUUCCUCUCUCUUUCUAAGGCAGCACUUCUCAAUAUCGUAUUAAGAGAUUCAUUUGCAGCUCCUGAAAAGGAUAUUUUUCAAGCCUUGUUAAAUUGGUGUAAGCACAAUCCAAAAGAGGAUCAUGCUGAAAUCAUGCAGGCAGUUCGCUUGCCCCUGAUGAGUCUCACUGAGCUUUUGAAUGUUGUUAGACCUUCUACACUGUUGUCUCCUGAUGCCAUCUUGGAUGCAAUUAAAGUGCGCUCAGAAAGUCGGGACAUGGAUCUCAAUUAUCGGGGCAUGCUUAUACCAGAAGAGAACAUUGCAACUAUGAAGUAUGGAGCCCAGGUAGUGAAAGGGGAGCUGAAAUCUGCAUUACUUGAUGGUGAUACACAAAAUUAUGAUUUGGAUCAUGGAUUUUCUAGGCAUCCAAUUGAUGAUGACUGCCGUUCCGGCAUCGAGAUUAAAUUAGGUCAGCCAUCAAUUAUCAAUCAUAUACGAAUACUCCUGUGGGAUCGUGAUAGCCGGUCUUAUUCCUACUACAUUGAAGUGUCCAUGGAUGAACUAGAUUGGAUCAGAGUAAUUGAUCACUCAAAAUACCUCUGUCGUUCUUGGCAAAAGCUGUAUUUUCCUGCCCGGGUCUGCAGGUAUGUUCGAAUAGUUGGGACACACAACACAGUGAACAAAGUUUUCCACCUUGUGGCUUUUGAAUGUAUGUUUACAAACAAAACCUUUACUCUUGAGAAGGGUCUGAUAGUUCCAAUGGAGAAUGUUGCAACAAUUGCUGAUUGUGCUAGUGUGAUUGAGGGCGUGAGUCGUAGUCGCAAUGCCUUGUUGAAUGGUGACACCAAGAAUUAUGAUUGGGAUUCUGGGUACACCUGUCACCAACUAGGAAGUGGUGCCAUUGUGGUUCAGCUGGCACAGCCAUAUAUGAUUGGGUCAAUACGGUUAUUACUUUGGGAUUGUGAUGAUCGAAGCUACAGCUACUACAUUGAAGUUUCCACCAAUCAACAGCAGUGGACCAUGGUAGCAGACAAAACUAAACUGCCCUGCAAAUCCUGGCAAUCAAUAACUUUUGAUAAACAGCCUGCAUCCUUUAUCCGAAUAGUUGGAACACACAACACAGCAAAUGAGGUAUUCCACUGUGUACACUUUGAAUGUCCAGAGCAGAGCAGCACCCACAAGGAGGAGAGCAAGGAGGAAGCCACCGCACAGCCAGCAACGGCAGGGGCGGCAGGAGCGGCAGCUGCACCUGCGACAGCCUCGACAACAGCAGCAACAGCUUCGACAGCGGCAGCAACAGCCUCGACAGCGGCAGCGACCUCGACAGCCGCCGCGGCAGCGUCAGGAGAAGAGGAGAGCCCUGGGGGGCAGCAGCUGGUCCUUUACCCGCUUCGACCCUCCAGCAGCAGUUCAAACCAGUCCCUCCCAGGACCCACUUCUCGAUCACCUGUUCAACCCCAAUAAAAGAUGAAGACAAAGGAUGGAUGCAGUGACUUGGUUUGGGCCCAAAUGACACUAGGAAGUCCUUGUCCUUCUUGGACAGGAAUUGUUAUAUGACUUUUUCCCUAUUGCUGCUGUUUCCAAAGGGGAGUUGGGCUGCCUGAAAAUGCGGAAAUAGAAUAGGUUUUCUCCCAAGGACAGAAAGGGGGCUGCUUUGCUUGCCUCAAUUUGUUCAAAUCAGGCUGGUCUCCAGGGGGAGAAAAUGGGUCUUCAAUCUUCAUCAAGUCUACCAUUAACACCCUACCUCUCUAAUCUAACCCAGGCAAAGGGAACAGAAGGAAAUAAUAGACAGACUCAUGUUGGAAUACAAAAAUGGCAUAUGAACACUAGACUGGGAAGAGAAUACAUUAGGCAUUUAUUACCUGGAGUCACCCUUUAGGAAAUGGGUUUUUGGUGGGAGUGUUUAUUUUUAUGGAACACAUUGCCCUGGCAACUAAAUGAUUUUUAUUUCUUUUGGUUAUUCUCAAUUUGCUGAAUCAUAGGUGUUCCAGAUCUCUUUGAAAAGCUCAGAUGGUAAUUUUUUUUUCUAAGUCCCUUUUGAGGCAGUAAUUCCCCUCCCUUAUUUCUGAACGGUUAUGCAUGGGGUAAAGUAGGAAAAUAUCAAGCAUGUCUUUGAAAUGAGGCCCAAUGUAGCUGAUUGCAGCACCUGGUCUGACAAGGAGGUGCCUUCAAGAAGGUAUAACAAAAUACACAAUGAGAAAGCCAGUCUUUGGACACCAUAGUUAAUAAUCACUUGAAUUGCAGAGUUAUUAACCUGUCAUUCCUGAAAUGUAUCUGGAGCAACUAUGUGCUUUUUUCAGCUUUGGGAUUCUGACACAUAAACAGUCCCAGCACCUGCUCGUUUAAUGGAAAAUAUACAUGUGUGCAUAUCUAUAUCUCUAGGUGUAGAUAGAUGGAUGUGUAUCUGUAGUCUGUUCUGGGCAGGUUGAAGUUUCUGCAGGAAAUCUGUACAGGUUCAGGGCUUCCUGUUUUUGUUUGCACUCCUCGUAAUAAUGGAUAUCAGGAAUACAAAACUGGGAUUUUGCAAUUUAGGUCUCUCUCUCUCUCUCUCUCUCUCUCUCUCUCUCUCUCUCUUUUUUAAGGUGUAUUUGUGGACUACAAUACUCAACUGGGGAUUUUAAAAGUCUGUUAGAAGAAGGUUUCUUCCUGAUCUUCAUAAAAAUGAUCUCAUUUGACUAUUGUAGCCCUAUCUGCCUUGAUCUUGUCUCUUGCUUCAUAACUCCCCCUUCAGUGUUAACUGUCCUCUGUAAUUUGAUCAGAUUUAUUGUCUGCUUUUGGUUUAUCUUGAGAGCUUCCUGCCAUAUUCACGGUUAUCAUCAGCUCCCUCUCCAGCCCCAAGUGCUGUUCUCGGAGAGCUCCAGGUUUGCUCUGUUUGGCAGGUAGGAAGGGGUGGAGGGGGGAGGGCACCAAAGAGGGGGAUGCCAGUGCUUCUGGGAAGCUUAAGAAAACCUGCUGUCUCUUAAAGUAUUGGACUUAGGGGACAUCAGCAAAUUCCUGGACCUGGCUCAGAAAAAACUGGUUUGCUUUGGUUUGGGUAUUUUUUCUUUUUCUGGCAUCCGAAAAACAUUGCUUGGAAUAUAGAAAGAUCAAGCAGGUCAGCGAAUUAAACAUGCUUUUUCUUCUUAUUUAAUUUCACGUUGAAUGAUAUAUCAAUAUUGAGAUAGUAGGAUAGCAUCAAACUGCAUGAUGAAGUGGAAAGGUUUCUCUUCACUUUGAACAUAGGUCGACCCAGAGCAGAGAGACACCAAGGCGAGAAGAGGGAGCAUGGAGGGAUGGGAGGAGGAGCAAAGGCUUGAGAGGCUUGGGAAGAGGCCAGAAAUUUGUCUGAAGUCACCUUCCAGACACUAGCUGGGUCAUUGCUAGGAAGGACUGGGUCCUUCUUGGCCCACUCUCCGCUCCUGAUGGUUUUGCUGUCUUCUUUUUGCCCAUUUUCCCACUCUUUGAAUCCCAGACAUCCCCACACGGGUGGAGAGUGUUUAUUCAGGAACAUGACUCUCCUUAACAAGUUCUUUUGCCUGCUCCUCCCAUAGCAGGUGGCAGUCUUCUGGGGUUUGGAUGCUACUUGUUUCAUUGAGUAACCUCUAGUUGCCAAUUAACAUGAAGAAUUCCUGUCUGCUUAGCACUUUCUUGGGCUUCAGAUAGCCUGGGCAUCAUAGAGCCAAGCUCCUGGAUCGGGAAACCAAAUUAGCCAGCUUAGUCAUCUUAUAGGAUGGAAUUAAGAUUUUCAGAAAUUGCUGAGGCAAAAGUUUCAUUUUGAACAUGAAAGCCACCUUUGUAGGGACAAGUACCUGGCUUUGAUUGCCUCACUAGUCCCUCCUACUCUAUGGAGAUGGGAAAUAUCACCUCCCCUUAGCUGCCUGCCCUUCCAUAGCCAUUGCUUAAGUAUUUGUGGAAGACGUUUCCUGCUGCCUAGGAAAAUACCCUGGCCAAGUUGCACAUCUGGAAAUAAAGUAAAACAAGUAAGCUUCAAAACCCAAAGAGUCUAUCACUGCAGCCACUUCACCUUGGGACCCUAAUGACCCAUUCUUCCCUACAUGUUGACGUCUUCCAGCCUUCUCCUUCUCCACUGGACUGUACAAAAGCCAUCCAGAGGAUGGAAAGAGCUUAGUGUCUCCUCCCCCUCGUCAACUCCCCAGCUAUUUACAUAGUAGGUACUUAACUAAGGAAUGCUUACUGCCUGGUUCACUCUUGAACUGUGAAAAAGGAAGGAAUGUUCAUCCAACUGAAGUGACUCAGCUAAGUUUUCGAACUUUGCCCUCCCGACACAGCCUGGCUCUUUUCCACCUAAGAGGAGUUUGAAUAUCUUGGUUCGAACCCAUUAACUAGACAGUGAAGUGCUACUGAGGGCCAUUCUUAGCUAUGAAGAUGUUUUAUCACCGUUGUGUUUCUUCAAGAAUACAAGAUAUGGAGAGGUGUAGAGAAAUGUCUGUGACGCCCCCUAGAGCCAUGAGAUCUUGAAGAGCCCCAUUUCAAGAUGCAUCAUACUGGAGUGUGAAGUGCAAAGAAUGCCCAGCCCCUUAAGAAAGGCUUAAAGAGGAAGAGGGAGUCCCAUCAAAGGAACUUGGAAAAGGGCCUAAGGAACUUAGCAAGUGUUGAAACUCAGGUGGCAGAUUGAACACCUAUGAUGUGUGUGGCUGCAGGGCAUAAGAUAGAACCCCCGACAAGUAUUCACCCCCAACUGACUUCUCUCCUCUUACUUCUCUCCUCGCUGGAGCUAUGAACUCCAAGAAUGAACUAAUUGACUAGAACAAAAAAAGGGAUGUAGGGGUGGGAGGGAAGACAGGGGAUGCUGUGAAGCGUGGAAAACAUGAGCAAUGCCUGAAGUGGGGGCCAAGAGAAAGACUCAGGAGGGAGGAGGUGAGGAGAAGGGUGGAAGGGUCAUGAGAUGGGAUCAGUACUGAUGCUAAUUCUCAAGGAGGAAUGACCCAGCUGUACAGAGGUGAGAAGAGCAGUUUGGCCUGGAUGAGGAAAAGGUGGGCUGGGCCUGUGCCUGGCCUUGCCCCUUCUGAGAGUCCCAUCCAGCACGCCUGGCUCACAGCCAGCUGUUACCAGCAAGGAGGCAACAGGGCUGUGUCACCAGUGGUUAUUUACAGGGUUUUUGUUUGGGGUAAAUGUUUCUCAUUUGUCAUGAUGACGUUGCUUGUUGACACAGGCCGAUCUUCCUGGAGAAACUGCAGAAGUCUGAGCAGGUGUGGGUGGUUUUGUCUUCCUUUCCCACUCUCUUGUCCUUCAUUUUGGCUUCUUAUUUUACUGAAGGCAGGGGGGGAGAAUACUGCAGGGCUUUGAAGUUAUAGUACCAGAAUUCACAUGUCUAAGGGCAACUGAAAACAGGCCAGGCCCUGGGAGAAGGGACAUCUGUAGAUGCCUCUGAGAGUACAAAUGGGGCCUUGGCUUAGCCCAGGCCAUCUGUGGCUGGGUCCAGAGACCAGAGGUCCUGGGCCCUUUCCAGGUCUCAGGGCUGGGAACAGUUGUAUUUUAGGGACAUUGAUUUACACUUAAGUGGAAGGAGGUUUGUCGCCUAGCACUUCAAACUUAAAAUAGCAAUAAUAAUCUAAUCUUUGAUCUUUCCUUUCUGUCAGCCCCUUCCCCCCUUUUCUCCACAUCUUAUGCUUCAAUACUCAUUUCCUUCAUCUAAAUUUUUGCUCAAAACAUUAUUAGUUGGUAUGUGAAAUUCAUCUAUUUCUCUUAAAAGUGUCACUCCUGGCUCUCCCCAGCUCCCCCAUUAAAUGAACUGUUGAUCCCUAA